Messenger RNA from Manis pentadactyla (Chinese pangolin), 1312 nucleotides. RefSeq names its product RAB9A, member RAS oncogene family (gene RAB9A). Gene Ontology annotation, cellular component: lysosome; late endosome; phagocytic vesicle. The transcript is spliced from 4 exons. The record is from RefSeq and is a predicted model, not a curated record. NCBI's taxonomy places the organism in Eukaryota, Metazoa, Chordata, Mammalia, Pholidota, Manidae. Gene Ontology annotation, biological process: Rab protein signal transduction; retrograde transport, endosome to Golgi. Gene Ontology annotation, molecular function: GTPase activity; GTP binding. Bases 402 to 1007 code for a protein of 201 amino acids.
CUGGACGCGAGCAGCCGGAGCCGGACACGGGCAGCGCCGCUCCCGCUACCUCUUGUUCGCGGGUCCUCGACACUCUCGUCCUUGCACGCUGACGGGUCGGUCCGGAGCCUCCGGGCGCCCUCUGUGUGGCCGCGAGGAGUUGUCUGCUACAGGGUAUAGGAGAUGCUGAUUAUAUGCCUAAAAUGAUUGCUGUGGCAUGGGAUCCAACAAACGGCUGUGUGUCCUUUCCUUACUUGAGAGGUUUUAUUCUGGGAUGGAUCAAGAGGAAUUAGUCCAGGAAGAACAUCCACGGACCUCGGAGGAGUCUUACUCGCUCUGUCGUUGGCUUGCUCAUCUGGCCAAGUAAUGAUGCCUGAACUGAACAAUUAAGGUUUCUAAAGUCAGAGAUCUUGAGAUUAAUAAUGGCAGGAAAGUCAUCACUUUUUAAAAUUAUUCUCCUUGGAGAUGGUGGAGUUGGAAAGAGUUCUCUAAUGAACAGAUAUGUGACUAAUAAGUUUGAUACCCAGCUUUUCCAUACAAUAGGCGUGGAAUUUUUAAAUAAAGAUUUGGAGGUGGAUGGACAUUUUGUUACCAUGCAGAUUUGGGACACGGCUGGUCAAGAACGAUUCAGAAGCCUGAGGACACCAUUUUACAGAGGGUCUGACUGCUGCUUGCUUACUUUUAGUGUUGAUGAUUCUCAAAGCUUCCAGAAUUUGAGUAACUGGAAGAAAGAAUUCAUAUAUUAUGCAGAUGUGAAAGAGCCCGAAAGCUUUCCUUUUGUGAUUUUAGGUAACAAGAUUGACAUAAGUGAACGGCAAGUGUCCACAGAAGAAGCCCAAGCCUGGUGCAGGGACAACGGUGACUAUCCUUACUUUGAAACAAGUGCAAAAGAUGCCACGAAUGUUGCAGCAGCCUUUGAAGAAGCAGUUCGAAGAGUGCUUGCUACUGAGGAUAGGUCAGAUCACUUGAUUCAGACAGACACAGUCAGUCUGCACCGAAAGCCCAAGCCUAGCUCAUCUUGCUGUUGAUGGUUAGAGAGGUUGCCCGCGUGUUCUGACCAGCUCACAUAUAUAUGCAGAUAAACACAGGGUGGAGGAAUUAGCAUUUGCAGCAAUGGAUCACCUACUUAUAAAAUUAAACUAACCAUAUGGCUGCCUCAUUAGUGGGUAGGAGAAGGGACACAUCCACUCACAGACGAAUCUAUUUACCCACUAAUGGCACCUUACAUUUAUAUAUUGUAACGGUUGUCUAAUAAUGUUUAAUUAAGUUACAGAGCUAAUGAGAUGAUCAAAAUUUAAUUUUAAUUAAAACGAAACACUUGAAUAUUCUAGAA